This is a messenger RNA of Bactrocera neohumeralis, 1997 nucleotides long. RefSeq names its product sodium-independent sulfate anion transporter. NCBI's taxonomy places the organism in Eukaryota, Metazoa, Arthropoda, Insecta, Diptera, Tephritidae. Gene Ontology annotation, biological process: transmembrane transport. The coding region runs from base 129 to 1931 and encodes 600 amino acids. Gene Ontology annotation, cellular component: membrane. The record is from RefSeq and is a predicted model, not a curated record. The transcript has 9 exons. Gene Ontology annotation, molecular function: sulfate transmembrane transporter activity.
GUAACUUUUCAUUCCGAAUCAGUCGGUGGGCAAAGGUGCAACAAUCGGAACAGCAAUAACAGAUAUACGGAUAAAAAGUUUGAAAACGGAAACACUGUUAAUUAAAAUAACACUAAAAAUAGCCAAAAAUGACCGAGUUAAAAGAUGAAGAUCUCUACCACGAGAAACUACCAAAUAUAUAUGAAGGAGUUUUGAAAUCUGCAGAGAAUUGUUGCACAACCACCACCGCAAAGAAAUUUUUCCCCAUCAUUACCUGGUUACCGAAAUAUGAACUGAAUUUUCUUAUACCCGAUUUUGUUGCGGGUCUAACGGUGGGCCUAACCGCCAUACCGCAGGCGAUCGUUUAUGGCACAAUAGCAGGAUUAACACCGCAAUAUGGGUUAUAUUCAGCUUUUAUGGGUUGUUUUGUCUAUAUAUUUUUUGGCACUUGCAAGGAUGUGACAAUCGGUCCCACUGCCAUUAUGUCUAUCAUGGUCCAAGCGCACACCCACAAUGCUGAUUACGCUAUAUUGGCAUGUUUUUUUACCGGUGUCAUCACACUUCUAAUGGGUGUUUUAAAUCUUGGCGUUCUGGUGCAAUUUAUAUCGAUACCUGUGACAACAGGAUUUACCAUGGCCGCAGCAAUAACAAUUGCUAGUGGACAAAUUAAUAACUUGUUUGGAAUAUCAAGUUCGAGCAAUGAGUUCAUAGAAUCGUGGAUAUAUUUCUUUAAACAUAUAAAUAACACACAACGCAACGAUGCUUUACUGGGUAUAAUUACGUUAAUUAUGCUGCUAAUUAUGCGUAAAAUAAAAGAUAUUAACAGUUCUUAUAAAAGUCUAACUAAAUACAUAUCAUUGUCCCGUAAUGCGUUGGCUGUUGUUGUUGGCAUUAUACUCUGUUAUUUCCUCAGUAGCGACGACUGGUUGCCGUUUCGUGUAAGCGGGAAAAUUGUACCUGGCCUCCCACCCUUUAAAAUACCACCAUUUCAUACCGAAAUCAAUGGCACAAAAAUUGAAUUUGAAGACAUGAUGGGGGAUUUGGGUGCUUCACUGAUCUCUAUACCCCUCAUUGCUGUGCUCGAGACUAUAGCUGUAGCAAAAUCUUUUUCGAUGGGAAAAAUUAUCGACGCUUCACAAGAAAUGGUAGCUCUAGGGUUAGCCAAUAUUUUCAGCAGUUUUUUCUCAUCCAUUCCUAUUUCGGGAUCAUUUACGCGUACAGCAAUAAAUAAUGCGAGCGGCGUGAAAACAGUCCUUGGUGGCGCAAUAACCGGCAUAUUAGUUUUAAUGACCUUGGCUUUUCUCACCAAUACAUUUUAUUUCAUACCAAAAGCAACCUUAUCUGCUAUCAUAAUAGCUGCUAUGAUUUUCAUGGUGGAGUAUGAUAGAAUUGCUGAAAUUUGGCGUUCGAAAAAAACGGAUAUGAUUCCCUUCCUGGUAACAGUACUUAGUUGUCUUUUCUGGACACUUGAAUAUGGCAUGGUUUGUGGGAUAGUCGUGAAUAUAUUAUUUAUUCUAUACAAAAGUGCAAGACCUACAAUUAUUAUCACAGAAGAAAAGCUUCUAAAAGACACUAAGAUAGCUGUUGUGGAUAUUCAAGAAAAUUUAACUUACUCCUCGGCUGAGUAUCUAAAAUCUAAAGUGGUUAAAUAUAUUUCAACGCAUAGUGAAAAAAUUGUCAAAGUUGUAAUAAGAGGAGAAGAAAUUCACACAAUUGACUCUACUGUGGCACUGAAUAUUAUAAGCUUAAAGCAAGACUUGCUUGCCUUAAACUGUGAACUUUUAUGUUGGAAUUGGCAAAUACCAUCCGCUGGAGUCAUUUGUCGCUUACACCCUGAUGCGCGCAAAAUGUUAAAAUUCAGUAAAACAUUACAGGAAGUCGUAUCGACGAAUAUGCAACAAAGUACCUUAACAUUAGAAACAGAUUGUGAAACAAUUACGAUACCAACCUAAGAUGUAUUUGUUUACGUUUAAUUUCGUUAAUGAUAUUUAAUAAAAAAGGGAUAAAUAUCUGUGUAA